CAGCUGGGCGGGGCCGGGGAGGGCAGGGCCGCGCGGAAGUCCUGACCUGCAUGUGGCGCCGGCCGGAGGUUGGGCGUUGCUGCCACCAGUGGGCGGGACAGCGGGGCAGCGAGGCGGGGGCACCCUCACCUGUCCGUGUGUGGGGAUCAGCCUGGGCUCCGUGGCCUCCGCUUGCACCGGACGUGGACCCAGGCUACCGGUGGGCAAGAUAGAGGACUGAGCCCAGGCACGCACGGCUGGCCAGGUGGGAUCCCCACCCCCGCUCAGCCUUCUUGCUGCAUGGAUGCUGAAGGACCAGGCUCACUUGAAGUUCUGAGAUUGAGCAGUAAGGUGGAAACAAAGAAACCAAUGGAAACAAAGAAACAAGUCAUUGUGGCCAAGCUCCCCACCACAGAGAAGCUGCCCUGAGUGGAAGGGAGGGUGUGGGCAUGCCCAUUUGUUUCGUGUCUCCCAGUGCUCUUCGCUUUCUUAUUGCAGACCUGCAUGGUUACAACAAAAUGAUCUGCAAAACUGAAAAUAUUUACUCUCUGGCUUUUACAGAAAAGGCUGACCAGCCUCUGGUUCCCGUACCGGUCAACUGAUUGGAGUACCUUUCCAGUUUGGAAACAUCUGGGCAGGCCCAGCUGGUAAGUUUACUUUUCUACUUUGACCAAGCAAACUGAAGCCAACAGAAGAGAACUUUCACCAGCAACUCCCAGCACAUCCGCUCGCCUUCUGAUGUCUGUGACUACACUCUCGCUGCUCCACCUCUUAUUACAGAUUGAACAGGAUCCAGGGGGAAGUACCAAGCCUGUCCCAUCGGCCAUCCUGUGUGUCAUGUCCUGUGACCCAGUAGAUGCUCAGCACCCUCCAGCUGAAGAAACAGAUUGCCUUAGGUACAUCAAAGGUGAGGACACCUACUAUCCCCAUGGAGCCCAGGUGGGGCUGGGAGUCUGCUGUUUGUACAGCCGGUGGGCUCGUGUUGCUUUGGGCAUCCCUGUGCCUGAAUUCCUGCAGUACACUCGGUGCCUGUUUCCUAAUCUGCAAAACUGGAAUGAUGUUAACCAUCCCGCAGUGCAUUCCAUGGUGCAUCCUCACCUAGAAUUGAGUGGAAGCAAGUCCAUCUCAGAAGGGACAUACCUGAAGAGGAAUGGCAUUCCAGACUCUGAAGGGCAGAGAAAGCACCAGCCUGGGUUAGAGAAAGAGAACAGCAUCUCUGAGCCCGUCCUGGGUGACCUCACAGAGAUCACCCUAGUGGCCCAGGCUAGUGACCGGGAACAUGUACCUUCCUGCAGCCAACCCCAGACGUCCACUGAUGCCUCAUAUACUGGCAAAGAUCCUGGCCUGGGGGGGCGAUGGCCGCCGGAGAUUCGCCAGAUGUUGGACUCCAGCUUAACCACCGGAAGUGGGCAGGAUGUGCUGAGGGGGCGGAGGCAGCCGCCAAGGCAGCGACGGAGGGGGCUGUCCCUGGCCAGCCGGUCAAUUUGUUCCCAUCUCAACAUUUGCUGUCCCAGUUUCACAGGACGCCCUUCUUCAGUUUAUCCUUCUCCUGGGAGGUGGGCUCAGUGCAUGCAGCCCAAGGUCUGGGCUCUCCCCUGGGGAGGGGCAGAACUCUCUUCUUCUUCUUUGUCUUUAUUCUUCAGCAAAGUGGUUACUGGCCCCAAUUCUUAAUUCUGAGAAAGUGUAGCCUGUGUUACGGAGGAGCUGCUGGACAGUGAGGUUUCUGGGUGGGUUUUCACAUCAGCUGAUGCCCCAGGCAGGCAGGAAAUCUAUUACUUAGAGCUUCUUAGUCUGGAGUUGGGGGAUGGCCCCGCCAUCCUCACCAUGCUUUUUAAAAAUGUGUUACUCCCCUCUUUUUCCUAGGUGACAUUUUAGGUUAUUGCGUCCCAGAUUGCUGGCACACUCAUCCCUGUUCUCAAACAUCUUUUAAACUUGGGUGAAGUGAUAAGUUGGGGAAGAAGAUGAUUUACUGAAAGUCUCCCGAGAAGAGAUUCAGACUGAACAGCUUUGUGUCGGACUUUGGAAGACCGCUGGUGCCCAAGGGGUUCUCUGGCAGCACAAUGACGAAUCUAGGUCCCUCUUUCACUGCUACGUCAAUGAAGUGGACCGCUUGGACAAGGCCAAAGCUGGUAUCCCAACCAUAGCCCUUGACAGUGAUGUUCGGCUCCAGGAAGCCAUCAGAUGCAGCAGGUGGCCAGAGGAGGAGCCGAACGGGCUCAUGAAAUGUGACACCCCCAGCUUCAUCAACACGGACAAGAACUCUUCCUUUGGGGAAGAUGAUCUCCUGAUUUUGGAACCACCUAUUGUUCUAGAAAAUAAGCCAGUUGCCCAGACCUCACACAAAGACUUGAAUUGGAAAUGUGCUUUGUCAAGUGUUUCUCUGAAGAUGUGAAGUCUGUCUUUGUAUGGCAGGAAGUCCCCUUUCACAAAAUUGUAUGUGUUUGUGUCUGAGAGAGAGAAAUGGAGACAGACAGAAAGACGGAGACAGAAGAGAGCCCCCUCAGAAGAGAGCUAGUUAAGCAUCCCAGACUGACGAAGACAGUGGAAAAUGCCUCUGAGUUUGGCACUGAUUGCCUGGAGAAUGCUGAAACCCAGGGAAGUGGGCAGCACAGACGUUUACUCAUUUAAUCCUGCCAACACAGUAGGAGAUAGAGUCUACAUAUUCCUCGCUACUUAAAAGAUCCCUGCCUUCUCUCUGCUCCUCCUGUCCAUGUCUCUCCCUCCACUUUUCCCCUUCUCCCCUCCUCCUCCCAUCUUCUCCGUCCCUCGAUUCCCCACCUUCUCUUGCAGAACCCAGAGAGGAUCGCUGGCCCUCCUGCGCAUGCGUAGUCUGUGCCAGCUGGACCGAGGGUUGGAAGCUGCAACUCCGAGCAGGGGAACGGCCCCAAAGGCUUCUCAGCUCUUUCGCCCGGUAGGACUUUGGCUCCUGCCCUGUCGCCCCGGCCACAGCUGUCCAGGUCCAGCAGCAGCUAGUCAGUUUCUGCAGAGGAGACCGCAGGGAUUGUGAUCGAGACCACGUUGAAUAUACGGAUCGUUCUGGGGAGCACUGCCAUUCCAAGAGCGCUGUCUUCUGAUCCAGCAAUGUGCUUGGUUUGUCUGUCCAGGUGCCCUCACCUCCAGUAGCAUCCAUCCAGACACCGGAACUGACACUGGCCGUGCUCAGAACUGCCUCAGCCCUGAAGACACAACUGACAAAUAGAAGGGGACCACGCCCUGUUACAGCAGGUGCUCUCACUUUCUGGAUCCUUAUGUAACUGAGCGGUGUCAAUCAGGAUUGCCCGUUUUACAUUGUGUGGCGCUGCUGCGGUGUCUCCUAGUUAUUUGUUUCUUUGGCCCGCCAUAUCUGCAGUUUCCACUUCAUGGAUCCAGAUGGCUGAUUGUAAAGGGACUCGAACAUCCUUGGAUUAUGGAAUCCAGGAUGGGGGGUUCCUGAAACCAACCCCUCGAGGAUACUAAGGGAUGACUCUACAUGUAGGAGUGAAAUUGCUGAGCCAUAUAACUCUAACCUUUUGAGGAAACAACAGACUUCUCCAAAGAAGCUGCAACAUUGUCCCUUUCCACUGGCCGCAUAUGAGAUACCCAGCUUUCCCUGCACCAUUUGUUGAAUAGACAAUUCUUUCCAUGGAGUGUUGUUGGCACCCUUGUGGAAAACUGACUGUAAAUAUAAGGAGACUGAGAAUUAAGUCUUUUCUCUUUGGGUGGAGCUCAUUAUCAAUGACGGGAAGUUGUAAGGAAAAAGAUAUUGAUUCAUCCUGAGAAAACAUUUCUCUGAGAGUCAGCAGUGAAGAAGGUGGACACUGAAGAAGAUCCAUCCCUUUUCUCUGCUCUUCCGGUCCAUCUGUCUCCCUCCACUUUUCCCCUCCUCUCCUCCCCCUCCCAUCUUCUCCCUCCCUCGCUGCCCCACCUUCUCUCGCAGAACCCAGAGUGGAUCGCUGGCCUUCCUGCACAUGGGCAGUCGGUGCCAGCUGGACCGCGGGUUGGAAGCUCCAGCUCCGAGCCGGGGAUCGGCCCCAAAGGCUUCUCAGCUCUGUCGACCGCUUUCCCUGCCCCGCGACCCCGGGGCUGCCCUGCUCUUCCUUUCCUGCUCCCUGAGGACAAGCUCAGCGGCGUGGGCGCUGCUCCCUGGGCUGAGAGCCUCCGGCUGUAAAGCGCAGCCUCAGGUGGAGUCGGGAAAGUGGAUCCUCAGUGCUGAGCGAGCUUCUGUCUCCUCCCUCAGUGUUUCUGCCCCAGGGCCUGCAACAUGAGCAUUCCUGACUACGUGCAGUGUGCUGAGGACUAUGAGGCUCUUCCCGUGGUGGUCAAACCAGUGGGGAUCAUCUCAGAGGAGAAUUUCUUUUGCAUCUAUAAGCGAAUCUCCUUGGUGAGCCAGAUCAGCCCGUGCAGCUCCCAGGGCGCACUCUGUACGCACUACAGGCACCACUAUGCGCCCAAGAAUGGAUGGAGCGUCUUCCAGACCCACCGCAUGGUUGUGGGCCUUGUCACCAUUACCGACUGCCUCUCGGCCAAGGCCUUCGAGAAGCUCCACGUGCAGAGGAGAUGUAUGGCAUCACGCUUAAUGACUCUCAGCUCUUUGUCUUUGUGCUGCAUGGGGAGGUAAGCCAAGCAGCCGCGCACCGACGUGGCCUUCAAUUUACGAGGACUGCAGGGUGGUGGAGAAGAGGAUCGAGGACUUCACUGAGUCACUCUUCAUCUUGCUCAAGUCCAAGUGGCUGGAUGGGGCCCCUGACAAGCCUGGGGACAAGAUCCCACUCCUCUGCAUGCCGUUUGAGAAGGAGGACUUCAUGGGACUAGACACAGACAGCAGGGCCCUGUGAUCUACAUGCCCGCGCUCCCAUCUGCUCCUUGGAGAUGAGGUGUCAGGUUUAGGAGCCUGGGCACUGCUGAGGGCACAGCUGCCAGCACCGGGCUACAGCGAGGCUGGCUCCGUUCACCUCACAUGUCACCGCCUGCUGAUCCCCCAGGCGUCAGUCAAGUACGUUUUGGUUACUGAGACCCUCGAAUUCCCAUAUGAAUUGUAGCAGCAGCUAGCCAGUUACUGCAAAGGAGCCCACUGGGAUUGUGAUCGAGACCACGUUGAAUAUGUGGAUCGCUCUGUGGAGCACUGACAUUCCAAGAGCGCUGUCAUCUGAUCCAGGAGUGUGCGUGGUGUGUCUGUCCAGUUCUACCCUCUCUCUUGGUGGGACUUUUCAUGGAAUCCAGGAAACAGCCCUAAGCCACCUGCCUCUUCACACGUCUCCGUGGCGGUUUUCUUCCCUGAGUAGAAGAGGGUUCUGCAUAGGUGCCCUCACCUCCAGUGGCAUCCAUCCAGACACCAGCACUGACACUGGCCGUGCUCAGAACUGCCUCAGCCCUGAAGAUACAACUGACAAAUAGAAGGGGGCCAUGCCCUGUUACAGCAGGUGCUCUCACUUUGUGGGUCCUUAUGUAACUGUGCGUUGUUAUUCAGGAUCGCCCAUUCUACAUUGUGUGACGCUGCUGCGGUGUCUCCUAGUUAUUUAUUUAUGUGAUGAGGACGUGGGCAUACACUUUUGACACCUUGUACCUGCCUAGAAGCGCGGGCACAGCUACGGCUGCGCCUUACAUCUUGCCGCCCAUCCCGCUCCCUGGUUCCGUGAUCACGGCCGAGUGGUUCCUUGAUGACCUGUCCGUCUCCUCUGUGACAACGUAACCCAACAAAAUACCGGAGCGUAUUAGCUUGGGUUUGUUUUUUUCCAUCAUUCCCUUCGAAUGAUGUUGACUGAUAAUGGACCCAGUUACUUUUGCAGAUGAUUUACACAUAGGGCUUUCAGUACAAACCUCGUAAUCCCCACUGUGUGAUCUAGAGAAGAAAGUGACAUUCUUUCCAAAUUGUUUUGAUGCACUUAUGUGGGAAAAUGAUGUACGUUUGAAUAUGUAUUUCCUCUCUGAAUCAUCAUGGCUAGAGAUGAAUAUUUGUAGACAUGGAAUGUGUUUACUGUAUUUGAACUGUAUGGUCCCCUAAAUUCUCCCCAGCUUUUUAAAGUCAUCACUGGAGUGCUACCUUCAGAGUGUCCCAAAGCAUCCACCACUGCCUGUUCUUCGGACACUGUGAGUUUCCAAGUUGGAGAAGGCUGCUGGCUGUUGAGGCAUUCUCUGGCACAUCUCUGGCUGGCUGAUGUGAGCUUAGCACACAAGACUUGGCAGACAGUAUCUUACCAUGGUCACGUCCAUUUCUGGAACACUCAUUUAGGAUUUUACACCUAUGCUAGGGGCAUAAGUUAUUUCAUUUAGUUUUCCCAACAAUCAUAAUUAGAUUUUAUCACCUGUAUUAAUAAGGAAACUGUGAAAGCGAGUGACGUGCAGACUUUGGACUGGAACACGGGUCUUUCUGAUCCCUGUCUCUGUUCCCUCCCCAGCCUAUCCUUCCAAAUGGCCAGGAGACUCUUCCUCAGUCUUGAGUUUCCCGCUGAUGUUACCACUCUCUUUGUUUCUGGAGAGGAAAACAAGUCUAAACUUACUUUCCAGUUGGAAAUGGAAUGGAGAGUUAACGUUGGAAGCCGGGAGAGUCUGUCCUGUGAUGAAGCGGUCUCCGAGUCACUUCCAUUGGGACGUCACGUCACUGUCUGGGCCCCUUGCACAGCCUGUGCACAGGUGACAGCACAGAUGUGCCGAGCAGUCCUCCCGGACAGGGCAGCGGGUUGGAAAUGAGUUUGGGUAUUUGGUUUCAUUACAUAGGUUCCUGAGGGCCUUGGCCUGGCACUUCGAUUGGGACCACUCCCUGUCCCACAGACUCAUGCUCUGGGCCCGUGCAGACCUAACGUGGCCUCAGCCUGAGACUCAGUGCCCGUGGUGAUGAGGAGCAUUUUAGUCCAGGGUCUGCCGGAGGCUCUGACACUUCUGGGCAGUGGGAAUUUGUCCAGGAUGAUAAUAAAUCCUCCCCGAGAUUCAGAUUUCCUUGCCUGUGAGCCGGGGUAGUAAUAUUUUCUGAAAUGAUUGUAAUGAUUCAGUAACGGGCACAGCGUGUGCUGGCAGGUAGCUGGUGUUUAAGGAGCAGAAGUCGCAGUCACUCUGUCAGCCUCUCACUGUGUGCUCUGUGCUUUGAGAGGUUGUGUGUUUGGUGAAAGUCCCGCCCAAACCCUAGGGUGUAGAUGAACUGUUGUUCCUUUACUUUCCCGUCCUUUUUCUCUUUCCCUUCUCUGUGUCCCAUGUUUAGGUAGCAGAUUCCUCUGUUUCAGGUAAUACGGGCCUUUCUAGUAAAAGGAGAGGAGGAACGCGGAAAGGUGGGGCCCAGAGGGGGUCUGGAGCGUCUGCACAACGCUGUAUCCCUGCAUUUCUGCAUCCGGUCCCAUCAGUGCACGAAGUCAGCCUUCCUCUUCCUUCCUGUGUCAUUGGGUCUCUGUUUCAAGGGAAAAUUUUUUACGGGUUUUUUUUCACUUACAUGUUUCGUUCAGAUGCUUGUUGCUUUUCUCCCUGUGCUUCAGCAUUCCUAGGAGAGAAUUCAGCAGUGCAGCAUCCUCUCCGAGCUCUAUGAUUUGAUCGGCUUCCACCGCAAGUCCGCCUUCUGCAAGCGGGUGGCCCCCGUGCAGCGCGCGGCCCCCGGCAUCACGGAGCCUGGCGGGAAGGCCUGCUACCGACUCCUUCUGCAGAUGCUUCCUGGCUACAGUCUGUCGCUGGAUCUGCAGGACUUCAGCAAAGGUGUUGGAACUAAAACAUUGCUUCAGUCCCAUUAACCAUGCCUGGUUUGGGCCCUGCUGUCCUGUCUCAUCAGGGUGAAUCCUGAUUCGUUUAGAACAGGGCUCAGCAGACUUUUUCUGUCAAGGGCUUGGGAGUAAGUAUUUCAGUGUCUGCAAACCUCCUGAUCUCUGGUGCAGCUGCUCAGCUCUGCUGUUCAGAUGCCAGAGCAGCCGGACAUUCCACACACACACAGAGUUUUAUUAACAGCGUUGGCUGGGGCUGGAUUUGGUGUAUGAACUGCAGUUUGUCCCCACAGCUCCUCACUAUUGACGCCUGCACCAGAGCGUGCAUUUGCGACAAUGGGUGAACCUGCACUGACACGUCAUCAUCACCCAGAGCCCAGACUUGACACUAGGAUUUACACUUGGUGGUGUGCACUCUGUGGGUUUGGACAGAUGUGCAAUGACAUGUAUCCGCCGUCACAGCAUCAUACAGAGUAGUCUGUCUUAGUGACCUUAAAAUGCUCCGUGCUGCACCUCAUUCAUUGCUCCUUCCCCUCUAGCCUCUGACAGCCACUGAUCUUUUAGUCUCUUUGGUGUUCCCUUUCCCAGAACACCAUACAGUUGGAAUCAGAAAGUUGCAGAACCUUCCCAGAUUGGCUUCUUUCACUUAGUAAUAUGCAUUUAAGGUUCCUCCAUGUCUUUUCCAUGCCUUGAUAACUCAUUUCAUUUUAGCACCAAAUAAUAGUCCAUUUUCAGGCUGGACCACAGUUUAUCCAUUCACCUACUGAAGAACAGCUUAUUUGUUUCUGAGUUCUGGUGAUUAUGAAUAAAGCUGCUAUUAACAUCUGUAUGCAGAUUUCUUUGUGGACAUAAGUUUCCAUUUCGUCGAGUAAACACCAAGGAGCACAGUUGCCGGAUCAUAUGUUAGGAGUACGUUUAGUUUUGUAAAAAAUUGCCAGACCGUCUUCCAAAAUAUCUGGGCCAUUUUACAUUCCCACCAGCAAUGCAUGAGAAUUCCUGACGCUCCACAUCCUCACCAGCAUUCGGUGCUGUCAGUGUUCUGCGUUUUGGCAGUUCUGACAGGUGUGCAGUGAUACCUCGCUGUUUCAGUCUGCAUCCCCUUGAUGACAGAUGCUGUGGAGCAUCUUUCCAUAGACUUCUUUGGCAUCUAGAUUUCUUCUUUGAUGAGGUGUGUGUUCAGGCAUUUUGCUCAUUUUUUAAUCAGGUUGUUCAUCAUUCUUGUUGAGUUUAAAGAGAUUUUGGUAUAUUCUGGAUAUCAGCCCUUUAUCAAUGUGUCCCUGCCCUUCACCUGCAGCACCGGAGUUGUCCUUUGGGUCUCAGUGGAGUGUCAGCUCUUCAAAGAGGUUUCCUGUCUUCCCUCAGCCUAAAUACUGUCCUUGUAUUUUUCACUUUCAUUGACUCAUUUUGUUGUUUUUAAAUAGCAUUUCCCAUAAUUUGUAAGUACAUUAAAAAAAGGGCAAUGAUUGAACACCACCUCCCCCACCAGGCUGUGUGCGCUGUGAGAGCAGAGGCCCUGUCCCCACUCACCGUUUCCCAUGACAGCACAUGGCACAUGUCCAUGUAAAAGUGUGUAACGUAGGGCCAAACCUGAUGAGCAGCUAUGAUGACAUGUGUUGGCUACCAUUUAUUGAGUAGACUUUGUUUCUGAUAUUAAUUAUUAAAUCACAUGAAUGAAACUUGUUUGUUUUGAAAAAUAAACAACAAAGCACACCUCCAUUUGAUUGGUACUUUCCACUUAGCCUUCUGACCCAGGAGGGGAUGUUCACCAUCAUUUUGUGGAGGAGGUUGGGGAGGUAAAGUAAGAGAGUGAGAUCAAAUAAAGUAAAAAUGAUAACUAUCAGUUGGCUUUAUUUUCACUAAGACAUAAAAGUUACUUUAAACCCUA
Camelus dromedarius (Arabian camel) is the source of this 9519-nucleotide messenger RNA. RefSeq lists its product as uncharacterized. NCBI's taxonomy places the organism in Eukaryota, Metazoa, Chordata, Mammalia, Artiodactyla, Camelidae. The coding region runs from base 718 to 1650 and encodes 310 amino acids. The record is from RefSeq and is a predicted model, not a curated record. The transcript has 26 exons.